GUAUCAAACGAUUUAAGGAUCUUGGGAUUUAUAAAUUUGGCUCGCUCAGAGGUACUUUAAUAACUCAUAUGUGGCCUAGAAUGGUGUUGAAAUCCGGUGAUACUAUAAAUCAACCUACGUUACCUGAACAAGAAGAUUCAUCGGAUGAAGAAGCGGAUUACGAAUUCGAGUACGAAGUCUUAUCAGCUGGAUCUGUAGAACGAUGGGACGAUACAGACGUAUCAUGGGUUUCCGCAACCAACGACAAUACAGAACCAGAUCUCAAUAACAAAAGACCAGUUAACGUAGAUACGCAGCCAUCAACAUCACAAUCACAAGAAGAGAUCGAAACCGAAAGAGAAAAAGAAACACCCGAAGCACAUGAAGAAGCCGACGAAGGAGAUACGCAUUUCGAACUCGAGGAUAUGGAACAGUUAUUGUCUGAGAUCGGAAGUAUGCGCGACAGUUUGAGGUUGAUGCCUGAUUUCCAAAGACGGGAAAUGGCUGCGAAUUUUGCCAUGAAAAUGGCGUCGAUGUUUGGAGGGAGUAGCGGUGAUGAAGAAGAACACGAAGAAUAGAUUAGUAAAUGUUUCCGGUGAUUAGUUAAGAAGGUUUAUUAUUACAGAACAAUGCCGUUAUGCGCCUCUUGCGUUUAAUUGUUUCUGAUUAUGUUCAAUGGCCUUUAAAGACACUGCAAAGCUUUCUUGUUCAUGGAGGCAGUUGAACCUGUAAAAAUAGCCUGUUGCUACAACAAGAUUAUAAGUCGAUGUUA
Messenger RNA from Helianthus annuus (common sunflower), 751 nucleotides. RefSeq lists its product as uncharacterized. NCBI's taxonomy places the organism in Eukaryota, Viridiplantae, Streptophyta, Magnoliopsida, Asterales, Asteraceae. The record is from RefSeq and is a predicted model, not a curated record. Bases 69 to 557 code for a protein of 162 amino acids. The transcript is spliced from 2 exons.